Molecule: messenger RNA, 6438 nt
Organism: Sphaerodactylus townsendi
Lineage: Eukaryota; Metazoa; Chordata; Lepidosauria; Squamata; Sphaerodactylidae
Gene: ITCH
Product: itchy E3 ubiquitin protein ligase
Exons: 25
Coding region: 318-2951 (877 amino acids)
Biological process (GO): protein K63-linked ubiquitination; protein K48-linked ubiquitination; ubiquitin-dependent protein catabolic process
Molecular function (GO): ubiquitin protein ligase activity; protein binding
Source: RefSeq, a predicted model, not a curated record
GUACGCCGAGCCGCCUCCUGUGGCUUGGCGAAGCGGUGGGUGGGCCUGGAGAAAUGACGGCUCUUUCCGUUCCCCUGUGAGGUGUUCCCUUUGUGCCUCGGACGGAGGGGUCGAGGUAGGCCUGGCCGGUGCGGCGUGGACGGAGCGGGAGAGAUCGCAGCAGGAGCUUCAUUUUCAUGGCCUUCCUGUUGAAAAUGCAACUGUCUGGUGUGAGACUGCCAAGUUGCUGUUCCUGGGUGAAUUUUUCCCUCCAGAUUGUUGAGAAGCUGAGGUGCUGUUUUGAGGUUUAAAGAAAGGUUCAUGAACCUUCCUGUGGAAUGUCUGGUAAUGGGUCAAGAUCAGAGUCUGUCAGUGGACUAACUAUGAAAUCACAACUUCAGGUUACUGUUAUUUCUGCAAAGUUGAAAGACAACAAAAACAAAUGGUUUGGACCUAGUCCUUAUGUGGAAGUAUCAGUAGAUGGACAGUCAAAGAAGACAGAAAAAUGCAACAAUACAAAUAGUCCAAAAUGGAAACAGCAUCUUACAGUAAUUGUUACUCCAUUUAGCAAACUAAGCUUUCGCGUAUGGAGUCACCAAACGUUGAAGUCUGAUAUCUUAUUGGGAAGUGCCACUCUAGAUGUUCAUGAGACGCUCAAAGCCAACAAUAUGAAGUUUGAAGAAGUAAUCGUGAACUUGCUUCUUGUUGGUGACAAAGAACCAGUUGAAGUGAUUGGAGACUUGUCUGUCUGUUUAGAUGGCAUGCAAGUAGAUCCUGAGCUGCUAACUAAUGGAGAUACUUCAAGUGUAAGAAGCCCCACGCAGAAUGAUGGCUCCAGAGCAAAAAAUGAGGCAAGGAAUAGCGUACAUAAUUCUGAAAACGCUGAGAUCCCCGGGUCUAAUGAAAGCAGGAUAGCUAAUAGCAGUGAUUGUCCUUUGGUUGCAAAUGGAGGUUUUAAGCCUUCUAGACCUCCCAGACCUUCUCGACCACCUCCACCCACUCCACGAAGGCCCUCUGCUCCAGCUGUAUGUACCAAUGGCCCAUCACCUUCAUCCACAGAACCAGAAGGGGCCAGUACAGGAUUGGUGCCAACUUCAACUGCAAGUGCUGGAGCGGAACAAAACUUUGAAGGGACAGCAUCAGGAGCAGCUGUACCCACAUCAGCUGCUUUGACCACACCACCAAUAUCCAGACAAGUUCAGCCAGUAACUCCUACAUCGCAGUCACAUCAUGCAGUCCCUCAAGGUCCUCUUCCACCUGGUUGGGAGCAAAGAGUGGACCAGCAUGGUCGAGUGUAUUAUGUUGAUCAUGUUGAAAAAAGAACUACGUGGGACAGGCCAGAGCCGCUUCCUCCAGGCUGGGAACGCAGAGUUGACAACAUGGGACGGAUUUAUUAUGUGGAUCACUUUACCAGAACGACAACAUGGCAGCGGCCAACUUUGGAAUCUGUCCGGAAUUAUGAACAAUGGCAGCUUCAGCGCAGCCAACUUCAAGGAGCUAUGCAGCAGUUUAAUCAGAGAUUCAUAUAUGGGAAUCAAGACUUCACACAGAGCAAAGAAUUCGAUCCUCUUGGUCCCUUGCCGCACGGAUGGGAAAAGAGAACAGACUGCAAUGGCAGAGUAUAUUUUGUAAAUCAUAAUACCCGCAUCACACAGUGGGAAGAUCCUAGAAAUCAAGGUCAGUUGAAUGACAAACCUUUACCAGAGGGCUGGGAGAUGAGAUUCACUGUGGAUGGAAUUCCAUAUUUUGUUGAUCACAAUAGGAGAACAACAACAUAUAUAGAUCCUCGUACUGGAAAGUCUGCUCUAGACAAUGGACCUCAGAUAGCCUAUGUCCGUGAUUUCAAAGCAAAAGUCCAGUAUUUCCGGUUUUGGUGUCAGCAAUUGGCUAUGCCCCAGCACAUAAAAAUCACAGUGAGCAGAAAGACAUUGUUUGAAGACUCCUUUCAACAGAUAAUGAGUCUCAGCCCUCAGGAUUUACGAAGACGCUUGUGGGUCAUUUUCCCCGGAGAAGAAGGAUUAGAUUAUGGUGGUGUUGCACGGGAAUGGUUCUUUCUGUUGUCGCAUGAAGUGCUGAAUCCAAUGUAUUGCCUGUUUGAAUAUGCAGGGAAGGAUAACUACUGCCUACAGAUAAAUCCUGCUUCUUAUAUCAAUCCAGACCACUUGAAAUACUUCCGCUUUAUUGGCAGAUUUAUUGCCAUGGCAUUGUUCCAUGGGAAAUUUAUAGACACAGGUUUUUCUCUACCAUUCUACAAACGUAUCCUCAACAAGCCAGUGGGACUGAAAGAUUUAGAAUCCAUAGAUCCAGAGUUUUACAACUCGCUCAUCUGGGUAAAGGAAAACAAUAUUGAGGAAUGUGGCCUGGAAAUGUAUUUCUCAGUGGAUAAAGAACUUCUAGGUGAAAUCAAGAGCCAUGAUCUGAAGCCCAAUGGUAGUAAUAUCUUGGUUACCGAGGAGAACAAAGAAGAGUACAUUAGGCUAGUAGCAGAAUGGAGACUUUCCCGAGGUGUUGAAGAACAGACCCAAGCUUUCUUUGAAGGCUUCAAUGAGAUUUUACCGCAGACGUACUUGCAGUACUUUGAUGCCAAGGAGCUAGAGGUGCUUUUGUGUGGCAUGCAGGAGAUCGACUUAACUGACUGGCAAAGACAUGCCAUCUACCGGCAUUACACCAGAACAAGCAAACAGAUUGUAUGGUUUUGGCAGUUUGUGAAGGACAUAGACAAUGAGAAGAGAAUGAGACUGCUACAGUUUGUUACCGGAACAUGCCGAUUACCAGUUGGAGGAUUUGCUGAUCUCAUGGGGAGCAAUGGACCACAAAAGUUUUGUAUUGAAAAAGUUGGUAAAGAAAACUGGUUGCCUAGAAGCCAUACUUGUUUCAACCGCUUGGACUUGCCACCAUACAAGAGUUAUGAACAACUGAAGGAGAAGCUUUUGUUUGCCAUAGAAGAAACAGAAGGAUUUGGACAAGAGUAACCGUUGGUGGGACAUGCACCCAAAGAACAUGAAUUCAUAUAUGGUGUGCACUCUUCUCAGUCUCUGCUUGUUGCACAUCUUACUGUAAAGAAGACUUGACUUUGAUUUUAUUUAAUAAUUACUAGUGUGUAAGUAAAUGGAUGUUACCCUGCAAUGUUAUGCCCAUUAAUUAAUGAUUUCUCCUUAGUCAUUUGAGAAAUCCCAAAUGAUACAUCUGUUUAAAAAAAACUAACAAGAGGCUUAUUGAAUCACUAGAUCUUGCUCUUGGGUUCUGUUCAUUAACUGGAAUUAUUAUUUUUUUUAAAAAAAUCAGGACUCCUUUUGUCUUUCCAUUUUAGUAGCAUCUCUUUGCUGCUGAUGCACUGGAAAGUCCAUUGGUAGCUGCAGUGCUGCAGCAUCCUUAUUUCUUACAGCACUUGCUUGCAAUCAGCUGGGGAUACUGCAAAGCAGAUCCCUUGCUUGUGUUAACUGUUUCUUACCCAAGUGUGGCUUGACUGUUUCUUCUCUCCCAAAGCCUGUUCCCAUGUCAUCUCAGCUAGCUGUGCAGGGAGGCAUGUGGCGCAAAUGUACACAUGCAAGACUCAGCACUGUUAAUUUUAGUACAAGGAUCCCAAUAAUCAGGUUUCUCGUCAUCUGAGUUUGUUCCCAUCCAAUCGGUGCAUUUCAACUUCAGGUCGUUUAUGGUACACCAGGGUAAACAAAUCACUGGGUAUCUUCAUUUAAUUCAUUUGUAGAUAAAUGGUUAACACACACAAAUGGCCAUUGAACUAGAUUUAACUCGGCUAUUUUUCUUCAUGAGGAAGGGAUAUGACUUACUAGAUACCAGUAGAAAUAAACUGGAGUCUUGUAGCACUGUAAUGACUGCUUUUAUUCCAGUGUAAGUUUUAAUGGUAUAGGUCUUGUUGGAGAAAAAAAGAAUUGAAAGGCAAAAAAUCCUGGGAGCUCUGGGUAUAAUAUAAUUAUGUCAAGAAUUAUGUCAAGAAUUAUGUAAUCAAGAAACAUACAAAAGCUAUAAGAGCAGUGAUGUGUGAGAAUGCAGUCUCCUUAGUUUUGCUAAGCUCUUUAACAUCUGUCUUGGUUCAGGAAGUCCAGGUCAUUUUUAAAUCUUGAGAGAUUAUGUCUAACUUCUUAUUAAGAAAUUCUAAUUUUACUCAGAACCUGUAUGAUUGGGGUGUUCACAGCUUCUGGCCUCACCUCAGCCUUGUGGGGGACCCACCUCAUACAUCUGACACACACAGGUUGACCUGUGUCUGGAAUGAAAACUGGUUAGUCUUAAAGUGCCACAGACUCCCAUUUGUGGCUACAACUGAAUGAACACAGCUAGUCCUUCUGUGUCCUAAGCACUGCUACAAAACUAGCACUUGAAUUUUUCUGACAAACCGAGGUGCAAUAAUUCAUAGACCUAGUCCUUGCAAGGGCUUUUUCCUGAAAACUUCCAAAUGUUACUUUAGAACAGCCAGUUGCUCAUGGGAGAAUAGAAAUGGCGCAUCCUUAAAACUUGCUGCCCAGAGCAGCUUCUUUUUGGCACUUGUUCAUAUUUUGUUGAUCACAAUCCCUCUAUCAUCCAUUGUCACUUACAACAGUAUUUUAAUACACUCCUGUUUUGGAACGAAAGCACUUUGUUCUUGUCCCCAGCUUACUGCCUUGAAUCCUUUCCUCCAGGUUGCUGUAAUCCAGAGGUGUGCAUGCCGCUUUGAACCUCCAUAGGAGAGAUGGUGACAUUUGAAACAGCAAUAGUGCAUGCUUAUCUAUCGGUCUUGCUCUAUUGUGUGAGGGGUGCAAAGUUCUUUAAAAGCUGGCCAAGAUGGUCAAAGAACCGACAUAGGGAACUCUUGCGCUGUUAGCAAAUAUCUAUCCAUCCAGAACCGAGGAGGGAGAGCAUGGUGGGAUUCCAGGUUACUGAAAGCCAUUUUUGUAACUGACUGAAUUAUCGUAAAGGCUAUUCUGAAAGAUAAUGUACAUUGUCAAUUUUCCUUCAGUCUGUAAAUGUCAGAAAGAAAACAGGCAAGGUUAGGGUUCGUCUCCUUUCAGGUACAUUCUAAGGAGUUCACGUAAAAGUUAUUCUCUCCCAAUAAUGACCCACUUCUUUCAUUGGUAGAGGAUGCUGCAGGGCACAUGUGUGAAUUCUAGGGCUAUGUCUGCUUAUGGCACUUGCCAAAGCAUCUGAUAGGUCUAUUAGAAAUGUAGCUGAUGGAGGAAGAAAAAGCCUUAGAAAUACUUUGUGUAUUGAUUUUAAUAAAUCUUAGCUAUCUAACAUUUAUAAGACAGAAAUGGAAUUAAGUUAAGUGAUGUAAUGAGUAACUGUGGGAAAUAGUUUGUCUUCUGCAUAAUGUUUCAUGAUUCGUGUAGGGACCUAGAAUAAUGUUAAUGUAUAAAUAUCACUCAAAAAGCUUUCUGCCCUAUAUUUUUAAAUAAAGGAUAGUUCUAAUUGAAACUGCCGAAGCCCUAGUUCUAUAGGGUGUGGCUGAUUAAUAUUUUUAUGGUUCAGAUGUUUAGUUCAGGGACAGGUAAAUGCUUGUAUAUAUUUUUGCUGUCUGGGGUCUAGCUUGUUCAAUUUCUUUUAAUUUAAAUGGCAAAUUUGUUUGUCUUUACUGCUGUAUUCCAGGGAAACGGGGGCUGGAUAUCCCAAGCACAGGAAAGUAUUUUAAGCACUCAGAACAGAGGAUAUUCAUGAAGUGUUAUUUCAAAUAGAUAUAUUGUAAGCGUUAAGCUAGCAAUAUCUCUAAAACCAGAAUGAAAGUUUGCUUUUAAAGUCCCCUUUGCCUUGUAAAUUCUGUUUAUGCCAUGUUAUGUUGCAAUAAUAAAAAAAGUAAUUUGAGCAGUUGGCGCACUCUUCUCAUUGUUGUAAUCUGGGAAACUUGUGGAAAUACAGUGCUGUUUGCUGGGUGGCUGGCUGGGUAAAUUGGACUGUGAACAACAUUUCCCACAAGAUUUGAACUUGUCUGCAUAAAGCAGAGUCAACAGUUUAUGGACAGCAAUAACUGUUGCAUGCUAUUUCAUGCUUAUAAGAAUGUCAUGGUCUGAUUUGACACACAACUAUCUGAAACUGCCUUAUAAAGACAUCUCUGUAUAUUGAUCUUAAUUUCCUCUAAGCCUUAUCUUUCUAAAAAGCUCAGGAUAUGUUGUAUGAAAUCUGCAUUUUCAAAUAGGUGUAUAAGACUUCAUGACCGUCACCACUUUAUUUCAGACAAAACUCCUGGUUCACAAUCAUAUAUAUAUAUAUGCUGCAAAAGGUUUGAAACUGAAGCUGCUGUCAGUGCAUUGGUAUGUCCAGCCCCUUUUGUGAGGUGGUCUGUUGCACAUUUUUUCCAGAAUCAUUGUUUAUGUAUAACUAGUACACAAACUGGGAUCAGAGGCACUGGACUGUAAAAUACUGUACUGGAAUCCCAUUGUUGACUUUUCCUUGAAAUGUAACUUCAAAUGCUCAGGUAACUGUCAAAAGUCUCUCACCAAGUCAAACUUUUAUAAAAGUUCUGAAAAGCUGGCA